ACGUCUCCGUAACCAGAACUGCUAACUUUCUGUGGGUUUCUCUGGCAGCUGUUCAUGCGAUACUGGGAAAUGUUUAACCCGUAUUGUGGAUAGACAAAAGGGUUUUUUUUUAAAUCCUUGUGAGCAAGGGAGGGGAGAGUAUGUGAGAGGAGGGGUUGUGGGUGUGUUUGGGGGUGGGAGGAGGACGAUUUUGAGAGGGAAUCAGCUCCUCUCCUACUGUCAGUCAAAGGGAAUCCAUCGAGGAAUACACAGCCUGUGGGAUUAACACAUCCAAACUGCAGGCUCAGGCAGCAAAUGCACAGGCUGGCGGGAUCCUUUCCUGAUUCAAACACAGAUAAAGAUUGAAGAGAUACAGAGGAAGGAGCAGACAGUGAGAGGAAGGAGAGCGGCAAAUAGGGACUUUGAUUUCUGUGCCGUGGAUGCAGCAGCAUCCUGCCACAGCGUGACACAUGAGGCAGGAGGACGUCGGCGGGGUCGGGGCACGCUUAACCAUGAAGGGGAGGAGGACGGUGCCGCUCCUGCUGUUGCUGGGACAACUUGUCGCUGCGCUGGAGGUCCCUCUAGACCUUCAAGAAGGAUUGCCGCAGCCUCCAACAAUAACUUCUCAGUCACCCAAGGAUCACAUCAUUGACCCACGAGAGAAUAUUGAAAUUAGGUGUGAGGCAAAAGGGAAGCCGCAUCCCAGUUUCUCCUGGACGAUAGACGGGGCCGACUUUAAGAUUGAGGAGCACCCCAAUAUUAUCAUGAGGCCCAACUCUGGCACCCUGGAGGUGGACAUCAGCCAGAGAAGGGCCGAGAGCUUCGAGGGGGUCUACCAGUGCACCGCUGAGAACAAACACGGAAAGGCCGUUUCCGAUAACAUAGUUGUGCGUCAGUCCAGAUCCCCCUUGUGGUCAAAGGAGAAACUGAAGCCGAUCGUGGUCCGGGAAGGCGUUUCCUUGGUGUUGCCGUGCGAGCCCCCCGCCGGCCUUCCUCCUCCUUUGAUAUUCUGGAUGGACAAUAACUUUCAAAGGCUGCCGCAGAGCAAGCGGGUGUCCCAGUCGUUGAACGGGGACCUGUACUUUUCCAACGUGCGCAGAGAAGACUCCCGAAACGACUACAUCUGCUACGCCCGUUUCCCAGGCACUCAGACCAUCCAGCAGAAGCAGCCCAUCAAUGUCAAGGUCCUCAACCUGGAUUCAAUCAAUGACACAAUGGCAGCUUUUUACAAUGACACUGAUUUAUUUAGCGAGGCCCCAGCAGAUGAGAGGAUGCCGUCCUUCCUCAUCCCAAAAGGCCGCCACAGCUCCAAGGUGGUUUUGAGAGGACACAAACUGGACAUGGAGUGUAUCGCAGAGGGGCGCCCCACCCCUGAGAUCUCAUGGACCAAAGACGGCAGCGAUCUCCCAGCGGGCCGCACGUCCUUCUUGCAGUUCAACAAAACCCUGCAGAUCGACGACGUGUCCGACUCAGAGGAGGGGGUUUACCGCUGCACCGCGUCGAACAAGUUUGGCUCCGUGCACCACACCUUCCACGUCACCGUCAAAGCUGCUCCUUAUUGGAUCAGCGGCCCCCCCAGUAACCUCGUUCUGUCUCCGGGAGAAAACGGCGUGCUGACCUGCAGAGCCAGCGGCAAACCCAAACCGCUCAUCACGUGGACCAAGAACGUCAUGCCCAUUGAGACAGGUUUAGAAGACGACACCAUGAAGGUGGAGGACGACAUGAUCAUCUUCCGGGAUGUAAAGACCAGUAACAGCGCUGUGUACCAGUGCAACGUUUCCAAUGAGUUUGGUUACCUCCUGGCGAACGCCUUCGUCAACGUGCUCUCCGAGCCUCCCAGAGUGCUGACGCCUGUCAACAAAAAGUACGAGGUCAUCCGAAACCACCGGGCGCUGCUGGACUGCUCUUUCUUCGGAUCGCCCAUUCCCAAUAUCACUUGGUUCAAAGACAGCCGCUCCAGCACUCUGGAUGGAGACUCGUACUCCCUGCACGACAACGGCACUUUAGAAAUACGGAUCUCUCGACCACGAGACAGCGGCAAAUACACUUGUGUCGCCAGGAACAUCCUUGGGAUUUCUGAGAAUCACGUCUUCCUGGAGGUCAAAGAGCCCACCCAAAUCCUGAAGCAGCCGGAGUACCGGAUGAUCAAGAGGGGAGGACCGGUGACGUUUGAGUGCAAGGUGAAGCACGACUCAUCGCUCAUCCCCACCAUGACCUGGCUGAAGGACGACGAGGAGCUUCCAGAAGAUGACCGAUUUACUGUGGAGCCUGAGAGUCUCACCAUCACUGAUGUGAUGGACAGUGAUGCGGGAAUGUACACGUGCAUUAUAAACACCACUCUGGACCACGUCUCAGCCAGCGCCGAGCUCACUGUCGUAGACACCACGCCUCCCCCAGCUGUUGUCCACGAGCGACCCGAUCCCCCCACUGACCUGGAGCUGACGGACCAGACCAAGAGGAGUGUCGUCCUCACUUGGAUCCCUGGCAAUGAAUAUAACAGUCCCAUCAAGAAGUUCCUGAUCCAGUAUGAAGACUCUCUACACCACCGAGGUCACUGGCAUAACCUCACACAUGUUCCUGGAACCAGGACGUCAGCUAAUCUCAAACUCUCGCCCCACGUUCACUACACCUUUCGAGUUCUGGCCCUCAACAAUGUGGGUUGGAGCCAACCCAGCACCCCAUCCCAAAUGUACAAGACCGAUCCUGCAGCUCCAGACGAGAACCCCACAGGAGUUCAGGGAUUAGGAACAGAACCUAACAAUCUUAUAAUCUCCUGGAAGCCUCUGACUAGACUUCAAUCCAAUGGUCCUGGGCUUCAAUACAAAGUGAUGUACAGGGAGAAAAAACCAGGCAGUGAGUGGAUCACAACAAACGUGGCCAACAACUCCAGGUUUGUCGUGUCUGGAACGUCGACGUUUGCUCCAUAUGAGCUCAAAGUUCAAGCUGUGAACAACUAUGGCGAGGGCCCCGAGCCCGCUGUUGUGGUCGGUCACUCGGGGGAGGAUGUGCCAAAGUCCGCUCCGACGGAACUUCGGAUAAGCGCUCAUAACAGCACCGCGGCGGAAGUUCAGUGGAAAACCGUGUCCAAUGAUUCGAUACGAGGGUUUCUCAAAGGAUACAAGGUGCACUACUGGAGAGAACAUGGCAUCCACAGGCAUCACCCCGAUCGUGUGGAGAAAAUUCUCACCUUCAGUGGAAACCGCAGCCACGCCGUCCUGCCUGGUCUACACCCCUUCAGCGAUUACUCCUUCUAUGUGAGGGUUUUCAACGGGAGAGGAGAAGGUCCCCCGAGCACAACCAAGCACUUUAGCACGCCUGAGGGAGUUCCUGGACCUCCUACUUCUCUGGUAGUUUCUAACCCAAACCUAGAUUCCUUAACCCUUCAGUGGAGUCCUCCUUACGAUCCUAACGGGCACAUCACUGGCUACACCCUCAAAUACCAGCCAGUCAAUAACUCCAAUGAGCUGGGCGAGGAAGAGGUGCUGGCUCUGGCUGCCAAUGAGACCUCAGUCACUUUGCCAAACCUCCAGUCCAGCACACGCUACAGGUUUUAUUUGAAUGCAAAAACUAAAAUUGGAGCAGGCCCAGCCAUUACUCAGGAAGCGCUCAUCAUGGUGGACGAAGGUCAGAGCCAAACAUCUCACCCUAAAGUAUGGUCACGAGCAGGUCAUCCGCCACUCAAGGAGCGACCGGCGAGUCCUUUCGCAAACGUUAGCUCUUCGGUUGGAGAUGAUGGUGCCCUGAUCAGUUGGGAAUACUGGGGCCCAGAAAGAAAUGUUUAUGUAGAGUACAUAGCAAACAACAGUGAAAGUGAAGAGGAGUGGCAGAAAGAGCUUGUGAAUGGCUCUCAGAAUGUUAAGCUGAAGGGCUUAAAGGUUGGCCUGUCCUAUAGGGUCCGCGUGGUGGCCUAUGGUCACCACGACCAGCCGCCGCACUCGUCCGACGAGCUUGUGGUCACAGUCCCAGCGAUGGUGAGCAGACAGGUGGACAUCGCCACUCAGGGAUGGUUCAUAGGCCUCAUGUGUGCCAUCGCUCUGCUCAUCCUGAUCCUCCUCAUCAUCUGCUUCAUUCAGAGAAAUAAAGGAGGGAAGUACCCUGUCAAAGAGAAGGAGGACGCCCACACAGACCCAGAGUUUCAGCCCAUGAGAGACGAUGACUGUCCCUUUGGGGAAUACAGUGACAGUGAGGACCAUAAGCCGUUAAAAGGGAGCCGCACGCCGUCUAACGGGACGGUUAAGAGAGACGACAGUGACGACAGUUUAGUAGACUACAGUGAAGGCGGGGACAGGCAGUUCAAUGAGGACGGCUCCUUCAUUGGCCAGUAUAGUGGCAAAACCACCAGCAGGGACACUGCUGCUGCCGAGGGCCCGCAGAGCUCCGAGGCCCCAUCCCCCAUCAAUGCCAUCCACUCUUUGAACUCCUUUGUGUAGCCGACUUAGCUUUAACAGGCCACUAUGAGGCACUGCGCUCGCCGCCUGCAAACCCUCCCAGCGCUGCAUGGCUUCAUGACCUCUGCUGACACGCAAAAAGAACAGGAAAGGCACGGAGAGGAUGAGGAAGCACCGGAACAUGGAAAGUGAUCAAUUUAUUAUGAUAUUAGUUAAUUCUCAUGAAAAAUUUAAAGGGUAACCAAACCAGGAAGUUGGAGGCUGACUCCACCCACAGCCAAAAUUUGAAAAUCUAGUCAGAGGGGCGGGGCUUAGGGCCUGGACUGUUAUCAUUACUGGAGUUGCAGAUCAUGA
This is a messenger RNA of Oryzias melastigma (Indian medaka), 4721 nucleotides long. RefSeq names its product neuronal cell adhesion molecule. Lineage: Eukaryota; Metazoa; Chordata; Actinopteri; Beloniformes; Adrianichthyidae. Gene Ontology annotation, molecular function: cell-cell adhesion mediator activity. The transcript is spliced from 32 exons. Gene Ontology annotation, biological process: brain development; cell-cell adhesion. The record is from RefSeq and is a predicted model, not a curated record. The coding region runs from base 450 to 4409 and encodes 1319 amino acids.